This is a messenger RNA of Alexandromys fortis (reed vole), 1420 nucleotides long. Its product is annotated as olfactory receptor 4C45-like. The coding region runs from base 315 to 1241 and encodes 308 amino acids. Gene Ontology annotation, cellular component: plasma membrane. The record is from RefSeq and is a predicted model, not a curated record. The transcript has 5 exons. NCBI's taxonomy places the organism in Eukaryota, Metazoa, Chordata, Mammalia, Rodentia, Cricetidae. Gene Ontology annotation, biological process: G protein-coupled receptor signaling pathway. Gene Ontology annotation, molecular function: G protein-coupled receptor activity; olfactory receptor activity.
CCAAACAAGGCCACCACAGAGUCGGAGUCCACAAUCAACUUUGGAGCGGAAGAGGAAGUGUAAAUCAUAUCUAUCAAGGAAAGGUGGCUCAGGAAGAAGUACAUGGGGGAACUCAGAGCCCGGCUGUGGAUGAUGAAGGAAGCUUCUCUGAUGAUGGUUCAGCAAGAUACUGAUCUAUGAGGAUAGCAGAAUACUAUUAGAAGUCAUUUAUUGUUUUAUUAGAGGGGAAGAAAAAAUUACUGCAAUCAAUCAACAGAGGAAUCCACAGCCAACCACAACCUGAUGACCAGAUGCUCAGAGCCUGAACUAAACUGAUGAAAAGGAUGAGCAAUGUCACAGAAUUCAUUCUCCUGGGCUUGACUCAAGACCCAGAUCUGAAGAAACUCUUAUUUAUUGUGUGCUUAGUAAUCUAUGUGAUCACACUGGCAGGUAACACGCUCAUCUCAGUCACCAUCUUCAUCAGCCCGGCCCUGGCUACUCCCAUGUACUUUUUUCUGUCCUACUUGUCCAUCAUAGAUGGUUUCUACUCUUCUUCCAUAGCACCCAAAAUGAUCUACGACCUGAUCUCUGAGAGGAGCAGCAUAUCCUUCAAUGGCUGCAUGACCCAGCUUUUUGCUGAGCAUUUUUUUGCAGGAGCUGAAAUCAUCUUGCUGAUUGCCAUGGCCUAUGAUCGUUAUGUAGCCAUCUGCAAGCCAUUGCACUAUAUGACCAUCAUGAACCGUUCUGUGUGUGUUUCCUUGGUGGUAGCAGCUGGAAUUGUGGGAUUUGUUCAUGGAAUGAUACAGACUACUUUUAUAGCCCCGUUACCCUUCUGUGGCCCCAAUAUCAUUAAUCAUUUUAUAUGUGAUUUAAUACCCAUUCUGGAGUUGGCCUGCAUUGACACUCACACUCUAGGGCCCCUUAUUGCUGCCAACAGUGGGUCAAUGUGCUUAAUCAUUUUCUGUUUACUUAUUGUUUCUUAUAUAGUUAUCCUUCACUCCCUGAGGAAACACAGUUCAGAAGGACGUCACAAAGCCCUGUCUACCUGUGCUUCUCAUGUCUCUGUUGUUUUCUUAUUCUUUGUACCUUGCUCAUACUUGUAUGUAAGACCAAUGACCUCCUUUCCUAUUGACAAAAUUGUGAGUGUGUUUUACACCCUAGUGACACCUCUGUUGAACCCUUUAAUCUAUACCCUCAGAAAUGAAGAUGUCAAGAAAGUUAUUAAGAAACUCCUGGGUCAAAUAAAGACACAUUAUGGUUAAAGAAGUCUAGUAAUUUUCUAUAUUUAUAUAGUAAUAUCUAGAAAUAUUUCAUAUAAAUUUAUUUGCCCUAAGUGACUUUAAUUGAUAAUGUCUAUUAUACUCUGCAUCAGAAUUUACAAAUGGAUGAUUUCUGUACUAAAGAAAUAGGAACAGUGUAAUAAUACAUGUAGAUAAUGUGU